AUGUCAAGGGAAACGUUCAGGUUCAUACUUCAACACAUCAGGCAUAAACUGUUGCAAGACACAAUUACCGAAGAGCCAAUUACUCCUGAGUGUCGAUUGACCAUUGGGCUGUACCGCUUAAGCAGAGGUGAUUACUUCUUUACUAUAUCUGAAAUGGUAAGGCUUGGUGUGUCUACUGUUUGUACCAUUACCAACGAAGUUACAAUUGUCGAGAACAUGUGGGAACAAUCUGUCAAUCGCCACAUGCCGAAAAGCGAAGAGGAUUUCAGAAAAAAAAUACUUGAUAUGGAGGAAAUUGUUGGCAGUUUCCUUUCUGCUGGUCUGCCAUAG
Molecule: messenger RNA, 330 nt
Organism: Paramuricea clavata
Lineage: Eukaryota; Metazoa; Cnidaria; Anthozoa; Malacalcyonacea; Plexauridae
Source: the annotation of a GenBank genome assembly